This is a messenger RNA of Racocetra persica, 187 nucleotides long. The record is from the annotation of a GenBank genome assembly. NCBI's taxonomy places the organism in Eukaryota, Fungi, Glomeromycota, Glomeromycetes, Diversisporales, Gigasporaceae.
GUAUUCUUCUGUCAAUACUCGUGCCCAAAAAAAAAUAGUGUUUGUUAGGGAAAAAUGCUAUACAAUUCUUCCAGCACUUAUGAUCGAUGGAAUCAUUGCAUUAGAUAUUAUUGAAGGUAGUUGUGAUAGGAAGCGAUUUGUGGAUUUUAUUUUAGAUCAAAUUAGUUAUGAGGCGUUUGCAUUUUAA